Molecule: messenger RNA, 781 nt
Organism: Coffea arabica (coffee)
Lineage: Eukaryota; Viridiplantae; Streptophyta; Magnoliopsida; Gentianales; Rubiaceae
Product: bidirectional sugar transporter SWEET3
Biological process (GO): carbohydrate transport
Cellular component (GO): membrane
Molecular function (GO): sugar transmembrane transporter activity
Source: RefSeq, a predicted model, not a curated record
AUGGGAGAUAGGUUGCGUUUGGCUGUGGGAAUUAUGGGGAAUGCCGCCUCCAUGUUACUCUAUGCUGCUCCUAUAUUGACUUUUUCGAGAGUCAUAAGAAAGAGAAGUACUGAAGAGUUUUCAUGCAUUCCAUACACCAUUGCGUUAUUGAACUGUUUCCUCUAUACAUGGUACGGCUUGCCGGUUGUGAGUAAUGGCUGGGAAAACGUCCCUGUGGUCACGAUCAAUGGCUUAGGAAUUCUUUUGGAGCUCUCCUUCGUAUUCAUAUACUUCUGUUUUGCCCCCGCAAAUGCCAAGAAGAAGGUUGCAGUGUUAACAACAUCAGUUAUCCUUGGAUUCUGCGUCAUUGCUUUACUAUCAGUCUUUGCAUUUCACGAUCAUUCCCACCGAAAGAUACUCGUAGGAAGCAUUGGAUUGAUAGCAUCAGUGGCAAUGUAUGGUUCUCCUCUGGUGGUUGUGAAACAAGUGAUACAAACCAAGAGCGUUGAAUUUAUGCCGUUCUACUUGUCCCUUUUCUCGUUUCUUGCCAGUUCCCUUUGGAUGACUUACGGAUUACUGAGCCAUGAUCUUUUCCUCGCGUCCCCAAAUCUGGUUGGCAGCCCUUUAGGCAUCUUUCAGCUUUUGCUCUACUGCAAGUACAGGAAAAAUGGAUUCAUGGAAGAAGGAUUGAAACGGGAUGCAGCAAAAGGAUGGCGAAAAAGUGAAGCGACAGAUGUUGAGAAGCCAAAAGAGCAACUGCAUGCAGCUUCUGCUCAGUGAGGUUACCGAGUCCAAGAUAUGA